AUGGUGUCGUAUCCAAACCAGACGAGUUCCGGAAAAGAGGUGAAUGAGAGCAAUGCCAAAAGGAGAAUUGAAAAGCAACAAUUCAAAUUGAAAUGGAAACAGAACAAUGAAUGUUACAGAGAGGAAACCAAGGUUCAAGCUGCUGACACUUCACGAAAUUUUAUAAAACUGGAAAUUUCUAUUAAAACCUUUUGCAAGGCUUAA
This is a messenger RNA of Lathyrus sativus (Indian pea), 204 nucleotides long. The record is from the annotation of a GenBank genome assembly. NCBI's taxonomy places the organism in Eukaryota, Viridiplantae, Streptophyta, Magnoliopsida, Fabales, Fabaceae.